This is a messenger RNA of Striga asiatica, 606 nucleotides long. The record is from the annotation of a GenBank genome assembly. NCBI's taxonomy places the organism in Eukaryota, Viridiplantae, Streptophyta, Magnoliopsida, Lamiales, Orobanchaceae.
AUGGACUGCGCGCACAGGGUCAGGAGGUUCGUCAGGUCAACCACGAUUCGCUUGUUGCUUGCUCGUUUUUUGGCUCGGUUUUUUCUACCCUUUGGCUGCCGGCCGUCGUGGUUAUUAGUACUGCUGGUGGUGGUGGUGGUGGUGGUUUUGGAUUCGUUCUUUUUCGGACUGGUGAGGAGCACCUCGUCGAACAUUUCGGGGCUCACGGUCGACUCGGAACAGACUGCGGACACCUUGCUGCUCCUCUCGUCUCCCGGCCCUACGGACUCGUCACUGUACGGAUUCUUCUUACCCCGUGACUCGAAUCUUGUGUCCACAGUAAGUAUCGGAUUGGGAGAUCGAAAAGUAAAGUUACUCCCAGAAGGGAAAAUUUUCUCGGCUCCAGCGGUUUGGUUAAUUCCGGAUGAUAUACGAGUGGCACCGCUGCUGCUCGAGGAGCUGCAAGAUGACCGGCAACCAGAAUCGAUAGGGCAGCGGUCGAAAUCGGGAUCGAAAAUCCAAUCGGGACAGAGAAUAAUGUCCUCGUCUAAAUCGGGACUGUCGAGCGAAUUGGUUUCGAUACUCGGUUGGUCGGGAAGAGGAUACUGUUGCCCGAUAACAUCGUAG